AUGUGCUCUGUGGGUGGACCAGAUAAGACUGUGUACAGAAAUGAGACCAUUCCCCAAUUUUCAUACGUAAUUGAAGACAAAAGGUCAAACGCAAAACGUUCAUUGGAUGUGGAACAUCUGAAAGACAGUGACUACAGGAAAAGUAAAAAGGCUUUCCUGGAGCUGAUGGUUUUGUAUCACCUGAAAAACCCUAGUUUUACAAUAGAAGACAUCGAAGAUGAAGUAAAUACAAUCAUGGCUGGAGGCCAUGAUACGACAGCAGGUACAAUGAAAUGGAUUGUAUAUUUACUGGGACUGCACCCGGAUGUUCAAGAUAAGGUAUUUGAUGAGCAAAGAUCUCUGUUUCAGGAUAAUCCACAUCGACCAUUAACUUACGAAGACACUUGUAAAAUGAAAUACACAGAAUGCGUUAUAAAAGAAACGCUCCGUCUCUUCCCGCCUUUGCCUGUAUUUGGAAGAAUAGCUCAGAAAGAUAUUGUCAUAGGCAAUCAGAUAAUUCCAAAAGACUCAUUCGUUGCUUUCAAUGUUUAUUCACUGCAUAGAAAUCCUAAAGUCUUUCCAGAACCAGAAAAAUAUAUUCCUGAGAGAUUUUUGCCAGAAAACAGCUCUGGUAGGCAUCCCUACGCUUUUUUACCAUUUUCUGCAGGACCUCGGAACUGCGUAGGCCAAAAGUUUGCCAUGCUGUCCAUGAAAGUGCAGCUGAGUCACUUGUUGAGAUCUUUUAAAGUGACUUCUCUGGAUCAUAGAGACCAAGUCAAUAUUAUGUGGAAACUGACCCUGGAUAAUGUGAAGCCAAUUCGUGUCAAAUUUACUCCUAGGUGA
Molecule: messenger RNA, 822 nt
Organism: Uloborus diversus
Lineage: Eukaryota; Metazoa; Arthropoda; Arachnida; Araneae; Uloboridae
Product: cytochrome P450 4c3-like
Exons: 6
Coding region: 1-822 (273 amino acids)
Molecular function (GO): oxidoreductase activity, acting on paired donors, with incorporation or reduction of molecular oxygen; heme binding; monooxygenase activity
Source: RefSeq, a predicted model, not a curated record